AGUUUGCGCUUUGCCGGGGUAGCGAGAGAGCGUCCUAUGUUCUUUCUCCCUGCACAAAUUGCUGCAAGCGAUUCCUUUCUUUUAUGUAAUUGAAGACUUUUUUUCAUAUUUUCUAAUAUAAAGCUUAGAUUAAUAGGCUACUGUAACAUUCAUUCUUUGUGAGUAAGUUCAGCUGUCUCCAAUGGUACAUCAUGUAAGUAUUUUACAUAAAAUUUCUCUUGUUUUAUCGCUCUUGCUAGGAGGAUGAAGAAGGGAUUUAUUACAAUUUUAUCUCCUUAUCCUCUUAACAAGAUUAUUCAUAUUUAUUUUAAUUGAUGAUGUGAUAAGAUUUGAUAAAAAUUUGCAUAUUUACUUGUUGAGAUGAACCCCAAUCGAUUGUCAGCCCCUUUUCUGCCUUGUUUUCAUAUGACUCACUCCUAAAUAUGAUUCAUUACAUAAUUCUUUUUUGUCUGUUUUCUACUUUAACCCUAUAUACCCUUUUAUUAACAUUAUCUAAUCAUCUUAUUUUCUCCUUUUAGACGAAAAGACAUGGAAAAAGGAUUGGAUAAAAUUUCAGUCCAAGUUUGGCUAUCAUCUUGCGGUUUAGAAGGUUUCAGUAAAUACUUUCAAAAGUUUGAUAGCUUAAACGAUAUUAUUAGUUCAACUGAAUCGGAUUUUAAGAAAUUGGGAAUUAAAAAGGAAGAGGAUAGAGCUAGAAUUUAUGCAAAGUUACUUUUAGUUAGAGACAGUAUUUCCGAUUUAACAAUGAGGACUAAGCAGUUAAGAGUGAAAAACUAUACUGAUCUAAAGAUUCAACACCAACCACUUCCACCAACGCCUGGUGCUAGCAGUAGUGCCCCAAAUUCACCUCUUUUAAGGAGGAAGAUAAAAGUGGCCAAGGAAAAGCUAUUAGAAUCUCAAUCUUGGUUCUAUGGCGCCAUCUGCCGGAAGACGGCUGAGUCUUUGUUAAAAGCUGAUGGAGAUUUUCUUAUUAGGAAUUCAACGUCUAAAAAGGGAGAGAUAAUAUUAUCUUGCUUAUGUAAAUCUAAGCCUUUGCAUUUCGUUAUCAAUAAGCAUAAAGUGAAUGAUUCAGAGAUAUAUAAAUAUCAGUUUGAAGAGGAUACGUUUGACAGCGUCUAUGAGUUGAUAAACUACUAUAUCGUAAAAAAGAAAUUAAUUUCUUCCAACUCCGAAGCUAUUAUUACUAAGCCAGUACCCAGACCUUGUGGUAUACCACUAGGAGUUUGCUGCAAAAGCGCCUGCAACAGUCCAUCAUUACCCAGGAAAAGGACGGGAAGUCAGCCGUUUACCAAAAAAGAACUAUCUGUAGUUACAAUACCUAGAUAUGAAGACACAGUUCCAAAGGCUAAAGAGAUUGAGCCGGAGUUUGAACAACCAUUAUACGAUAAGGUUGCCGAAGAAGUUCUUUACGAUUUAUCGACGGCCGAAGAGAAGAAACCCGAGGUUUUUUACACAGCACCUCAAAAGUUUAAUAUGGUAACUGUUCGAAGAAGUCUGUUAAACGAACAUGUACGUUCCGUGGCCGAAUUUCUUACUUUCUUUCAUUUUCAUAAAUUGUUCGAUAGAACGGGUAAUUAUAGGAUAAUCGAACUUUUAACUCUACACACUGGCGAAGAAGAGAGAAAGAAAUUAUUAGAUCAUAUGAUCUCAUUACAUUUCUUUAUCCUAUCAACCAUUUUAACGUCCAGUAUUUCAGUCGAUGAUAGAGUAAACUGCCUUAGAUUUUGGCAUGCAGUUGCAAAUCAAUUAUUCCAUAUCGGAAAUUUAUUUACCUUCCGCUUAAUUACUUUCGCUUUAAAAUCACCUCAAAUUUCCAAGCUAACAAAAACUUGGGAAUUAACCAAGGCCAGAUACGCAAUUCUCACGGAUUUUAUCGAAGGAGAAUAUAAGAAAUUAAAAGAAGAUCUUGCUGAGACAAAAACUCCAGUUUUACCUGAUGUUUUUCCAUUUAUACUGCAAAUGGAAAAUGAUAAUUCCGUAGGUUCAAUUUGGCCUAAGGAGAAUGAUCUGGAAAAGAAUUUUAGAAUAUUCCAAGAGAUGAGAUGCGUACUUCGUCAGCUAUCAUCCUACGAGAAAGUCUACAAUACUAAAAAUCUUCAAUGUCUAGAUAAUUUGAAAUCAAUAUUUGAUGAGCAAUUUCAAUCCAAGUUAUUAUUUAACGGUCGAACUUGUCCAAAUCGUUCUGAAAAAUAUUCAAAACUUGUGGAGAUAUUUGAUUUAUUGUCAAAAAGAUGGCAAGCUUUUGAAAAUUAA
Dimorphilus gyrociliatus is the source of this 2253-nucleotide messenger RNA. The record is from the annotation of a GenBank genome assembly. Lineage: Eukaryota; Metazoa; Annelida; Polychaeta; Dinophilidae.